AGUACAUGUACUCCAUGUCAGACAAGAGCACUGGGAUAAGCAUUUUUUAACUAGCUAGUAGUUAUGUUCUAAAUCUCUGCAAACCUGAUUCUGUGUUACUGAUUUCUCAGAAGUUACCUUCACUACCAGUUUCAAAGAGCAAUUGAAGUGCUUGGUUAUACCCCUGUAUUAGAAGAUAUAAGAAUCCCUUUACCUACCAUUUUAACAUCAGCCUUGAAGGCUUUCCAAUUUAUUCUUAUCCUGUAAUUACCAGCUGAAGCAGUGACAAUCAAAUCAGAUGUUUUCCCAGGUCUCCUUAUCCCGUGCUUAAUCCGUUUCACCCCCUCCCUGCCCUUACAGGGCUGUUCCUUUUGCAAUCCGUGCUGAGGAUACCAGUGGUCCUCUUGUGAUUAACAUAGUGAUGCAAUCAGAGUUAUAAAAAGCAGUGAUCUGGCUACGGCUCUUACUUAAUGAAGAAGAGAUGCCUCCUGCAGAAGAAACUAAGAAACAAUCUCUGAUUGCUGAUGUGUCUCAUUCUGAAUCUAAACUUGAAGAUGAACCAACAGAUGAUGAAAGCCAGGAUGACACAGCAAGUCCAGAAUUUAAAGAGGACAAACAAUCUAGUGGCCCUGUGGGACAACCAAGGCCCAAACCUGCUUAUCUGAGUUCAAAGCCAAAAGCAAACUGCCAUCUCAGAGGGCUGGUCCCAGAACCAAAGAUAAAACCCUCCCAUGUGGGAAGGAGCGUUCUCUGUAACAUCACAAUGCUGCUGUGCUCCAUGCUUUGUUCUCUCACCUGGACUUUUCUCAGCCAUUUGCUCCAGAUCUGUAAUGUCCUGAGGAUUCAGCUUCUGCCAUCCUCUCUGGUUGUCGAUGCAGCUCGGCUUUGUGAUUUGCUGCGUGGAAAUGUUGUGAAAAUCCUGGGCUCCCCAAGGCUACAAAGCAGAGGGCUGUUAACUUCAAUCUUGGGGAUGAGAUACAAGAAAACAGAACAGAGUGCAGCUCAGAGGACUGCCUCGAGGUAGAAAUGAAGCCGGUAGUUCUAUGACCGUUAGCAGCAAUCCUGUUCAGCAUCGGUGAAAGCUACUCCAGCAUGGCAGGGAGAGGUUAAUUCCCUAAUAAAGAAAUGCAGUCUGGACUAAGCUGAUGCACUCAGGUCACAACAGCUAAUUUCCAAGUAACCAGUAUUGACUGGUUCUGUGUUAUUAAAUGGACCACAGCAAGUAGUAUCUUACGUAGAGCUUGGAAAUGUGCUCUGCUACUCUCCUACUGCAAAGUACAAAUCACUUUCAGAGUGGCUAAACACCCUUAGCAUGUAUGGAGCUGUGCAAAUACACCCUUUUCAGCACGUGAGGUUGGAUUCCACUGCCACAGACGGUCACUGCCAGCUCCCUGGGGCCACGAGGGGGCUAUGCUGUAGUUCUGUCCCCUAAAGGUUCUUGAGGGGCCGUUUGCCCGUUGCUUUGAUGCACGCGUUGCACAAUUCGUCUGAAAAGACAAGUUGAAAAUAGGGAGUCACAGCCCGGGAAGCGCGCUGCCGUUUGUCCCUAUUCCUGAGGUGAAGGAAACUCUCCACAGCCCUGCAUGGGGAGACUGUGUAACGGUUCUGCUGCCUGUAAUUACGAAGCACGCCUUGUUUGCGUUUGCCUUUCCCACAGAUGUCCACGCGUCCAAAUAUUUAUGCAGGGCAGCAUGCUUUUAAAUAAAACUUGUUUGCUCGCUGUCUUUAUAUCCGUGGUCAUUUAUUUCGAGGAGAUAUAUGCGGAUACGCCAUUCAUCAGCCGUUUGCUGAGCAAAUCGCCUUUACGCAUCCGCAGAGCUGGUACCAGAAAUUGUCCUUGCAAAAUGAACCAGCUUCCUCAGAAGAGCUCUUUGGCUUCCCCAUUGUCAGAGGACAUGACUACCAGGGUAGACAACUUGCCAAUGGAGAGCUUUUGGCUGGAAGUAGAGAACAUUAAACAGAGCGCUGAAGCUGAGCAAGAGGAAUGCAGCCUUGCAGAAGUCAAAACACAAGAGGAGGGAGAGGCUGAAGCAGAGUGGCUCCAGGACGCGGGGCUCUCAGACCUCAUUGGGGACCAUGCCUCGGAGAACGACAACGCGCUGCUCUCCACCCUGACGAAGACCCAGGCUGCAGCCGUGCAGCGAAGGUUGGAUACCUACUCCCGCUCACGGAGGAGGAAGAACAAACCUCCUGUGAGGGAUGUCAGAGACAUUUUUGGAGUGGUCGGCUCUGGGGAGACGGUAACAGAAAAAGAGGAGCCCAGCCCAGACCUGCUGUUGCACAAUCUGCGGACUUCAAAUGUUCAGAAACCAGAAGCCCAGGAUUACUCCUGCACAGUUCGAAACCCUGGAAAAGAGGAGAUGUUCAACAUGGAUGUUGCCUACUCAGAACAAGCAGCUGUCCUGCUCAAGGGGUCAUUCUUGACCGAAUCUAAAAGAAUAAAGGAUGGAAAUGUGCUAACUAAAUUUAAGAUCCCCAAGGGCAGACUAGGAGUGACCAGGAUUGGAGAUCUAUCUGCUCAGGACAUGAAGAAGAUCCCCACGCUGGCCCUUAUUGAACUAACAGCUCUUUGUGAUGUUCUAGGCUUUGAAUUGAAGAGAAACAAGGCAGCAAAACUGAAAACAACAGAGAAAAGGCUCUUUGGAGUUCCACUCAACACUUUGCUGGAAAAUGACCAAAAACUGCUCCCCAACACUAAGGUCCCUCUCUUACUCCAGGCACUGCUGUCCUGUUUAGAGAAGAGAGGACUUGAAACAGAGGGCAUUUUGAGAGUUUCUGGGUCCCAGACUAGAAUCAAGAGUCUGGAGCAGAAGCUAGAAAGGGAUUUCUAUAGCGGCCUUUUCCGCUGGGAUGAAGUCCACCAGAAUGAUGUAUCUGGGCUGCUGAAAAGAUUCAUAAGAGAGCUGCCUGCCCCACUGCUGACAGCAGAAUAUCUUCCUGCUUUUGCUGCUGUGCAAAAUAUUCCAGACCUGAAGCAAAGGUUGCAGGCUCUGAACCUCCUGAUCCUGAUUCUGCCAGAGCCAAACAGAAACACUCUAAAGGCUCUACUUGAAUUUCUCAGCAAAGUAGUCUCCAGGGAGAACAACAACAAAAUGAAUCUCUGGAACGUUUCCACAGUCAUGGCCCCAAACCUCUUCAUGCACAAAGGGCUGCCAAACAAGAUUCCUGAAGGGAAGGAGAAACAGCUGGCAGAGGGGGCAGCUGAUGUGGUGCGGAUGAUGAUCCAUUAUCAGGAUUUGCUCUGGACAGUCUCCUCUUUUCUGGUAGCUCAAGUGAGAAAACUCAAUGAGAGCAAUAGUAAAAGGUAUCAGUUCUGUGACAAAAGGUUAAAAAAUCUGCUGCGGAAGAUUCAUGCUGAUAAAGACAAAGUGGAAAAGAAUCAAGCAGAGCCUUCCAAGAUUGUGAAAGUCCACGCUUCACUUCUCCUGAAGGAUUCCCUAGAAGUUCAUUUGAACAAUGCUACCAGAGUUGCUGAUGUCCUGAAGCAGUUUCAGAAGAACCUGUGCCAGAAUGGCUGGAAUAUUGUUAACACGGUCAACUUCCUGAAAUGUAACAACUCCAUGGAGUGCACAAACUUGCUCCUAUAUGAAGUGGGAGGCAAUAUUGGUGAACAUUGUCUGGAUCCUGACACUUACCUCUUAGACUUGUAUCAUAUCAAUCCACAUGCUGAGUGGAUAAUUAAGCAAAACCCAUCAUAUCCUCGGAUGUUCUAAGGGAAACAUAAGCAAAACAGCAUUUGGCUGAAGUUUUUGGAAGGCAAGAGAAACCCAUAAGAUGCUCCUGGUACAGUCACAGACCUGGACGAUGCUCGUGUUUUUGAAGGCAAAACCAAUUUUAUUUCCUACUUCCAGGACAGCUGGCUGUGAGUGCAAAAGUGCACAUGUGAACAGGGGAGUCAGUAACAGGCAUCAAUUAUCAUUAUGUAGUAGAAUUUGUGGGAUUAUAAUUAUUCAUAAAUAAAAAGCUCUCCAAACACCCUGCAAACAAAGCUACAGCUGUUCUACAACAAAGAGGAGCAGCACCUCCUGAAGAUGGUAAAACAUUUGUUUCUCCUGGAUUUGCUCUUUCUUUUGAUCACAUCUAUGUUUUGAAGGAGAGACAAUCUGGUGCUGCCAUGGCACUAAUCGUGCACUUCUGGUGAGAUCCAUGACUGGCUGUGGCACGUUACCAGCAGCUGUGAUCCUUAGUUUCACUACUAAGACUGUUACGUACUGAAGACUGAAAAAGGAUGCUUCCAAAAGUGGGACAUAAAUCCCGUAUUUAAUAACUGCAGUUAAACACAUCUAUGCAACACAAGAAAAUGUCUUUCCCUGGAAAAUAAUAUGGGAUGGAUAGCAGCCUUUCAGCUGUGCAGUUGGAUGGGGAGAUAGCUGUCCCUUACAGGACUGGUGGUAAUGCAGGAACAAAUGUGUAGGUUGCUGUUGAUCAGAAUAAAACAAGCAUUCACUUUGUUGGACAACCUAUAUAUCAAACAGUUAACCAAGGAAAUGUUCUGAAGGAUCUGAGGUUAGUAAUCUGAUCUGGCCACAUGAAAAGCUCUUUCUGGAGGCAUCUGUGUGAACACAACUGUCAAAGCAAAAAUUAAGCUGUGUGGUGAAACAGGGGUCUGUGCAUGCAUCCAUCUGGACACUACGGUGGCAGCAGACUGAGCUGUUACCGCUCUGUUUUCAGCCCACACAGUGUGGUCGCUGUGGACUGAAGAGAGCCAAAGGGAGAGCAGAGCAUUGCACUGUGUCACUGCAUAGCUGUCGUGUGACCUGAGCUCCAGUGAGACUGCACUUCUGGGAGACGAGUGCAGGAAGAGUUCUCCUUUGCAGCAGUGCUGAAAUACCUCACAGGAGGGAUCCUGCUAUGCAGUCACAGGGAGCAGAACACGCACUGCUUCUGAGAAUCCUGACAUCCCUUUUUUAUACUGUUUUUAAGCAUCGUUGGAUAUUUAUUCAUGUGGCAGAAGCAGGGCUGCCCUGCAAGUGUGUACUCAAAGUAUGUUGUUUGCCAAUUCCUAGCUGCACUAGUGACAAGCUCCAGUGUUAUUUCUGUUUAACUGAAUUCUCUUCCAAUUGCAGUCUGAGCUUUUCCACCUGUUUGUGUUUCUCAGGCUGAUGUUUAGCUAUCCCUGUUCAUUAUCGUAUUCAUUAUCUCCAAACUUUGAUUUUUAUUGUCAAAGCACUUCAUUUUCUGGCUUGUCUGUCUGUGUGGUUAACUUCUCCUGGCGAUAAACAUCCAUGAGAAAUGGGUGAGCCAUAGGUUGUUCCUUCUAACCUGUUGUGAAUAUGGUGUAUGUUGCUGAUGUCUUGAAAUUAUGCAUAUAUUAGAGACAGUCUGCUUGUUUUUUUCUGGUUAAGACAAUGCAGGUGCACUGCCUAAAGGGGUCAUCUUCAUAGGGAUAUUUUUUUUUAAGAACCUAAUAGUGCAUAAAAAAGGAAAAAAAAAACGUUUAACCCCUAACCCAGAACCCCGGUGUCAGGGCUUCCUGAGAUGCUUCUUUUUUCCUUUUAUUGGUUUUAAAUUGGCCCUAAAAGGCCCUGAUUGUCAUUCUUGAGCUUGGAUGCUCCGUGUCUCUUGAAACAUGGAGCUGCUUUAACAUUGGGCAUUAAAAAUCAAAGGUACCUUUUCACCUGUUGCUUCUGGAAGUCUUUGUUGCAGUGAUGAAGCUCAGUGCAGAGCAAAUACCAGGGAUGUUAGGAAUUGCCUGCUGUGUCAUAGCAUCUUAAGAAGGACAGAAGAACCUGUUCCUGCUCAAAGAUGCUUUGCAGGCUAAAAUGCAGCCUUCCAAAUCCUUGCAUUUUUCUUCUCUUAUCACGUGCUAAAUUUUUGAAAAACAUUUUCUACCAUAACAGAUGGAAAACACUGCAUUGAUGCUUCUGUGAACAGCAGUGUGGGUUUUUUGUGGCUUUACUUUCUUUUUUGAACACUAAACAGUGUGAAUCAGUGCUGUGACAAACACGCGUGGAGAACCUCACAAGACAAACAUCAGUUCUCAAAUAUACAUGGAAACGUUUAAUAAUUAAACAAAUAAACCAAACCAGAAAAAAAACCAGUAACAAAAACCAUCUCUUGCCAUGUGAUGGAUAUCCUUUCUUUUUUUUUUUUUUCCCCUAAUUUUGUACCAAAGAGCUGCUGUACAACCUGCUUCUGGACGCUGGCUUUUCAUAACUUUUUGGUUGUUUUUUCUUUCUUUUUUUACAGAUUUUCAAUUCUGUAUUUAAAAUUCAUUUUAUUGGUGGAACAAUAAAAAUGCAGUCAAACUGCUUGGCUCCAGUUUCAUUGGAGGAAUAAGUUAGCCCAGUAAAUGACAGCAGUCUGUGAAAGCCAGGAGGAUUUGCCUCUUGCCUUAGGGGAGAUGGACAU
Lagopus muta (rock ptarmigan) is the source of this 6330-nucleotide messenger RNA. It is a transcript of the gene ARHGAP40, whose product is annotated as Rho GTPase activating protein 40. The transcript has 18 exons. Lineage: Eukaryota; Metazoa; Chordata; Aves; Galliformes; Phasianidae. Gene Ontology annotation, biological process: signal transduction; regulation of actin filament polymerization; regulation of small GTPase mediated signal transduction. The record is from RefSeq and is a predicted model, not a curated record. Gene Ontology annotation, cellular component: cytoplasm. Bases 1563 to 3692 code for a protein of 709 amino acids. Gene Ontology annotation, molecular function: GTPase activator activity.